AUAUUAUACUAACAAGAAAUGCGAGCUCCUCAGUCACUGAAGCAACAAUUUCUGAAAAAAUGGAUGAUGGGUCUUCAAGUAUGUGAUUCUGCAAAGCAAAACAUGAGCAUCUUAGAAAGAAAGAAAGCAAUAAAGCUAUCCGCAGACAUUGCCAUAGCUUCUACAAGAAACUCCAUGACAAAAUGGAGUCGUGCAAUUAUGGAGAAAGCUUUAAGAGACAACAAUAAUGGCAAUAAUAAAAUUGUUGACCUUGUGUUAGCUUUUAAUAAUAAGAGGCCGACGAUGAUAAGACCUAAUAAUAAUAAUAAUAAUAAGAGGGUUAGAAGCAAGAAAAUCUUGAAGAAGAUUCAUCGCUCGAGAAAGCUGAGAAGAAAUAGUGUAGCUCCUCAAAUGGGUUUGGCUAAAUCUCUUGCAAGAAAGAUUGUGAAGAAAAGAACUCAGGUGUUAAAGAGUCUUGUACCAGGAGGUGAAUUCAUGGAUGAUAUAUCUUUGAUUGAAGAAACCCUAGAUUAUAUAAUGUCGCUUCGAACUCAAGUUGAUGUAAUGAGAACUCUUGCUAAAGCAACAGAGAUAAUCCAUGGUAAAUAGAAGCAUCAAUUAAUGGAGAAUUAUGAGUACUAUCUUUUAUUUAAAUAUAUAUAUACUUUUUAAUUCUGUAUUUCUUUUUUUUUUUUUUUGGAAAAAUUAGAUGAAGGAAAGAUUAUGAGAAGCUAGCUAGUUGCAGUAGCUUAAGCAUGUACAGUUUGAGUUAAGCAUUUUUAAGUGAUCAAUGUUAUUCGGUCUCUUUAAUUAUUAGUUUAUUGUUUCC
Jatropha curcas is the source of this 808-nucleotide messenger RNA. RefSeq names its product transcription factor (gene P1R1). Gene Ontology annotation, biological process: regulation of DNA-templated transcription. The record is from RefSeq and is a predicted model, not a curated record. Lineage: Eukaryota; Viridiplantae; Streptophyta; Magnoliopsida; Malpighiales; Euphorbiaceae.